Aphis gossypii (cotton aphid) is the source of this 2796-nucleotide messenger RNA. Its product is annotated as RYamide receptor. Gene Ontology annotation, cellular component: membrane. Lineage: Eukaryota; Metazoa; Arthropoda; Insecta; Hemiptera; Aphididae. Gene Ontology annotation, molecular function: neuropeptide Y receptor activity. The coding region runs from base 380 to 1690 and encodes 436 amino acids. The transcript is spliced from 10 exons. Gene Ontology annotation, biological process: G protein-coupled receptor signaling pathway. The record is from RefSeq and is a predicted model, not a curated record.
AAGAGUUCAGGACUUGCGCGGGGUUGUUGCAAGGCACCACAGUGCGAUAGCACACGUUUAAGGUUGCCAGUCCGGUGUCGCCAAGCGGUUAACCAAAAUGUUCAAAGCGUUUACAUUCACGAUCGCUUUUCUCGUUCCGUUUAAUCAUUUAAAAUUACGAAGGUGUUUACUCGUCGAAUUAAUUUUUAUUCAUACAUAUGACAUAGGAACAAAAGAUUAAUUGAUAUUUGAUUUUAAAAUGUUUGAGACAACAAUCUACAGUCUACCAACAUUAAUACAGACAAAUAAAACUAUUGAUAGUAGAAGGAAACGUCAAAAGAACAAUGAAUAAAGUCUACAUCGCGAGUCACUAAAGAGAGAUUUAUAAGAAUUGAAAAAAAUGGAUGAAAUUAAUUACAAAAUUGUAUGCAAUGAAUCGCUGGAUGAAUAUAUAAAUCUAAAGAGUAAUAAUUCGAUAGCAAUAGAUAGAUGCAAUGAUUAUAGUAACUAUACUAAUCACACGGAUUUGUAUCUAGAAACUACAUUUCUAUAUGAUGUACCCGUAAGCAUAAUUGUCCUUCUAUCAAUGUUUUAUGGCACGAUUUCUGUCAUGGCAGUGGUUGGAAAUGCUUUAGUAAUAUGGAUUGUGACGUCCAGUAAACGGAUGCAUAACGUAACCAACUUGUACAUAGCAAACUUGGCAUUAGCCGAUAUCGUUAUCGGUCUAUUUUCAAUACCAUUUCAAUUCCAGGCUGCUCUGUUGCAACGAUGGAAUUUACCUGCUAUAAUGUGUCCAUUUUGUCCGUUCGUACAAGUACUUUCAGUUAACGUGAGCAUUUUUACCCUUACCGCAAUUGCAGUUGACCGGCACAGAGCUAUCCUCAGUCCGCUCAGCGCAAUACCGUCGAAAUUCCGAGCAAAAAUGUCAAUAGCCACCAUUUGGGUGAUAGCUUUUGUGCUAGCGACGCCAAUGGCUAUUGCUCUCAGGGUGCAAUUUAUCGAAUACGGAGAUAGAGACGGCCGGAAGUUAGUUAAACCGUUUUGCUACAACGUCCGGCUUCCAGAGCGCUCUAUGCUGUUCUACAGAAUAACACUUCUAUUUGUCCAGUACCUAGUUCCCGUUGUCAUUAUUACUGUUGUAUAUAUGCGAAUGGCGUUACGAUUGUGGGGCUCACAUGCACCAGGCAAUGCACAGGACAGUAGAGACGCAAAUUUAAUGCGGAACAAAAAAAAAGUGAUAAAGAUGCUAGUUAUUGUGGUUGGAUUGUUCGUUUUAUGUUGGUUACCAUUACAAACGUAUAACGUACUUCAAGAUAUAUUUCCAUCAAUAAAUCAAUUUCGCUAUAUAAACAUUGUGUUCUUUUGUUGUGACUGGCUUGCAAUGAGCAACAGCUGUUACAACCCAUUUAUCUAUGGAAUAUAUAACGAAAAAUUCAAACGCGAGUUCCGCAUCAAAUUGAGACACUUCCGACGGUUUCGUGGCAAAUCAAACUCGAAUCAUGGUAGGUUUGCGUCGAUGCGGUCCACCACGCUGUCCGAGUGGAAAAGAGGAUAUUCAACACGGUGUACGGAUCGAACGACGGCGAACGGCGUGUGCGCGGAUAGCCCGCCGCCGAGAAGGGACGAGCUGGAAAUGUUCGUGUGCAAAUCGGGCAAGAUCACGUUGAUAAAGUGUGGCAGUCGUUCGGACCUUGAAGAGCUGUGCCUGUAAAAAAAAAUAAAUCGCGUCUUUGCCGGAGACAAAUUGUAUGUAUCGGUAACGUGUUACAAUGAUUUGUGAUUAUUACAUACUAUAUAGUGUUAUACUGUGUUUAUAUAUAGUAAUAAUAAUAAUAAUAUUAUAAUGACCCCUCGAAAAACGUGAUGAAGAUCGCACCGAGCUGAAUUCAGUGGUGUACGUCAUAGGACAACAAUAAUAAUAUUGGGUAUUUAGUUUUAAUAAUGAUGCCACCGUGUUUGUUCUUAUAGUUUGCAAGAGCAAAAUAACACUCAUUUGCCCAGCAACAUAAUACCAUGAUAUAUUAUUAUUAUUACCAUAUAUAGUUACACCGUUCUACGUAAUAUUUAAUUACAAAAUAUAACAUUGUAUAAUAACUCUGUUAAUAAUAGAAACGAAUAAUAACGCGUUUAACAUUGUUGGAAAGUUUUUAUUGUAUAUUAUAAUAAUAAACAAUAUACAGGAUUAAUUUCCAAACACAAACAUUUCCAUUUUUUUUUUUUUUUUUUUUUUAAUAAUAUGUAAUAAAUUCACAACAAAAAUUAAUAAAACAUAAUAUGUAAUAUUAGAUUUAGUAUUAAUUAUACUCGGAUAUUUUUACUUAUUAUAAAACAUUGAAUACUGGUAGAUUAAUACCAAAUACUAAACUGAAAACUUGAUAAUUUGAAAAAACAUCAUAGCCCCCAUAUUUCUUACAACUAAAAAUUACUUGUUAGGAUUUCGAUUUAGAUACAGAAAAAGUAUAUCUAAAUAAAUAAUUACAGAAAAUAGGAUAAUUCUCAUUAAAAAUAAAUAUAUUAGUUCGCCAAAGAACUUUUUUAAAUUGAUAUAAAAAAUGUAGUUAAAAGUUUUUAAGAAUCAGAAAUCCAAAAAAUAAAAUAAUGGGAGUGUAGAGUGUUUGGUGAAUAGCCCUGUAUACAGUAUGUAUAUACUAUUAUAUAUUAUCAUAUAAUGUUAUAAAUGUUAUAAUAUUUCCUACUGUCCAUAAUAUUCAUUGUAUACCAUUUAAAUACGUAUAGUUUAAAUGACUAAAUAUAUUAAGUUAACUGCUUGAAUAAAAUUAUUUGUAAGAGUUAAAUAAAUAAAAUAUUAUAAUACGA